Messenger RNA from Drechmeria coniospora, 2607 nucleotides. Its product is annotated as fungal specific transcription factor domain-containing protein. Gene Ontology annotation, molecular function: DNA-binding transcription factor activity, RNA polymerase II-specific; DNA binding; zinc ion binding. Lineage: Eukaryota; Fungi; Ascomycota; Sordariomycetes; Hypocreales; Ophiocordycipitaceae. The transcript has 4 exons. Gene Ontology annotation, biological process: DNA-templated transcription. The record is from RefSeq and is a predicted model, not a curated record. Gene Ontology annotation, cellular component: nucleus. The coding region runs from base 1 to 2607 and encodes 868 amino acids.
AUGGCCGGUGGCGUCGGCGCCGGCGGCCCUAAGGAGUCGCGCCAGGCUGCCGGCGGCCCCAGCUCGGCCGGCAACGGUGCCCGCCAGCACCGCAAGUUCUUCAUCCAGAGCACCUUUGGCAACCCGCGCGAGCGCAGGAGCCGCAAGAACCGGCCGUGCGAUGCCUGUCGCCGCCGCAAGACGGCCUGCGUCAUCACGUCGGAGCCGCCCUGCAUGUUUUGCGAAAGUAGAGGCAUCGUCUGUCGCUCGACGCCCUCCUCGGCCCCCGCUGCCCCCGACUGUGACGGUGAUGCCGCCGUUUCCUCGACGCCGGACCAGUCCUUUCACUUUCACCUACAACCACAGCAGCACCACCAGCACCAGCAACCGCAGCAGCAACCGCAGCAACGACGGCAAGAACAGCAGCAGCCGCCGCCGCCGCCGCCGCCGCGGCACCAACGGCAUCAUCUCCCACGGCUCGCCGAACCGCCGCCGCUGCAUCCGCCGCCCCUCCCCGUUCCUCACCACGUCCGAGGAGAGACGGCUGACCUGCUUACCCUGGCCUCGGCGGGGAGCCAUGAGUAUGACCAAAGGCGUCAUGCUGGCCGGGACGGUGACCCCAAGCUCGACGGCGACCUCGACCUCGACCUCGACCUCGACCACGGCGGCCGCGCCGGCGACGGUGACGGCGACCUCGACGUCAAGCACGAAGCCGACCAAGAUCGCGAGCUCGACCUGGACGUCGGCAGUCCCACGACCAAAUCCUCGUCCUCGUUCGGCAUCGGCGCCAUGGCCCUCGACCCCCGGCACGCCGCCUCCUCGCGCGCCGAGCCGACGUACAACGGCCAGGCGGCUGCCCUUCACCACAAUCUCGUCUACCACUCGAGCCCCUCGACGGUCGAUCUGGAGCCGCCGCCGCCGCCGUCGUCGGACGUCUCGUCGUCCCUCUCCGUCGCCUCCCCCAAGCCCGUCGCCUCGACGCAGUCGCUCGAGGACGUGCCCGGCCGCUGUGCCUACUUCAUGGGCCCGACGGCCGAGCAGGACGGCUUCCUCCUCGACGCCUUCCGCUACGGCAUCCUGAGCGAAAAGUUCAACCUCGACGCCAACAUCGCCCAGGUGCACUCGGGCAGCGCCAUGGCCGACGACAACCCGAUACACUUCCUCUUCCUCGAGAUCGGCCACCCCGAGCACGUGAACCGCGACCGCCAGAGCGCCGCCGACCACAUCGAGUCCAAGGUCUGGCCCUACGGCCCGAACCUCGUCCGUCUCUACUUUCGACACGUGCACCCCGUCUUCCCCAUCGCCUCCAAGGUACGCUUCCUGCGCAAGUACCACGACGACAAGAACGCCAUCCCGGCCUGCAUGAGGGCCGCCGUCUACGCCCUCGCCUCCGUCUUCUGGCAGGACGACCCGACCCUCAGGGGCAGUCCCCGGCCCUUCCCCCAGCACGAGAUGGUCGACUACGCCCACCGCGCGCUGCGGCGCGAGAUCGAAAACCCCAACCUCUUCGUCCUGCAGGCCUGCCUGCUCCUCAUCCACAUCACGCCGCCGGCCAUCGACAGCAUGGAGGCGCCGACGACGUGGACCAUGGCCGCCCAGGCGACGGCCUGCGCCCAGGUCAUAGGCCUCCACCAGGACCCUGGCCGCUGGAACAUCAACCCGACGGAGCAGCAUCUGCGGAGGAAGCUUUGGUGGGCCACCUUCUACACCGACUGCUGGUCGUCGAUAUGCCACGGGAACCCGCCGCACAUCUCGGCGACGUCGUACAACACGUCGCCGCUGGCCAUGGCCGACGUGCGCUGCGACGAGGAGGUGCCCGCCGACCUGCAGCACCUCGUCGAGCCGGGCGAUGCCGACUUUGAGAUCUCGACGGGCGCCCGCUUCCUCGAGAUGAUCCACAUCGCGCGCUCCUUGCGAUCCGUCCUCUACUGCAGCUUGUACGUUGUCCCUGCCGCGUCGGUCGCCGCCGCCCGACCGCUAACCCGCUCGCACAGUCAGGUCAGCACCGCCGGACGGACGAUGAGCGAUAGCCUCCAGGCCCAGCUCGAACUUGCCAACGUGCAGGCCCGGCUCCGGGACUGGCCGAGCCUGAUACCGUCGUGCCUCAUUCUUCAAAAGGAGGAGAGGAAGCGGUCUCCCGUCACUUCGUUCAACUGCCCUCUCCACUUGUCAUUUUACGCCGCCCAGGUGAUCCUCUACCGAGCCCUCAUGCACCCCCCGACGCGUGCGGCGAGGUCGACGCCCGGAUCCAACCUGCGUAAAUGGUUCCCCGAAGCGCUAGCCACCUUCGAGGCAUUUGCCGAGUUCUUUUCCUGCGUGAACAAGCACGACCUCUUCGGGUUCUGGGGACGACACGCCCGCUCUCACCUCAUCCUGUGCGGCAACUUUCUCGUCUUCCUCUUCCUGCUCGCCUGGGACAGCUCUGAUAUCGAGCGGGCAUAUCGCAUGCUCGAGUCGUUCCACUCCACCGUGCAUGCCCUGUGGGACGAGGAAUUCGUCGAAGUCAAGGCCCUGCUGCGGGUGGCCAUUAUACGAAUCGACUCGUUCUUCUCGCAGGCGGCGCAAAUCAUGCGAAACGGAGGUGAGGCGAGCUUUCCGUCCCUCCCGCCCGUCGAGCCGAAGCCGUGA